AUGCCCCUGCUCCCUACAGCGGUCAAAGUUCAGGAAUAUACACCAGUUAUGUAUAUUACUGAGCGUG
Messenger RNA from Perkinsus marinus ATCC 50983, 67 nucleotides. RefSeq lists its product as hypothetical. The annotation marks the transcript as partial. The record is from RefSeq and is a predicted model, not a curated record. Lineage: Eukaryota; Perkinsozoa; Perkinsida; Perkinsidae. The transcript is spliced from 2 exons.